CGCUUCGCGCGCACAUUACUUCACGCCUGUGUAAUGCAUACAACUAUGAACUAAGGUUGAGUAGAAUUUUAAGCCAAGGAUUUAUGUUGAAAAUGGCUUCCCAGAGUAGUCAAGAAAGUGUUGGUUCCAGACAGGGAAAAGUUACCACAAUUGUCCCUGAGAGGUCGCGGUUUCCAUCCAGAAGACGACUGGCGAAGAGGCAAACCACCUUACGAGCAUUCACAUUUGUCCGAGAUUGGGAUGUGAGACAGUCACCGUUAGCAUCGGUCCAUAGCCAGCCAGCCGACAAGUCGGAGGAUUCAGCCAGCCCUGCCCGUAGUUCUGUCACCAUCUCACCAUCUCCCCAACUUAGCAGUCAGGCUGCUUCCUUGUCUACGUCUGGUAGACCUAGAGUGAGUCCAGGUCCCAUCAUCAUAGCCAGUCCCUCCUCCAGGACUCGCUCUGGCUCCACCCAGAAAAGACCACCAUCCUCGCAUCGCACAACUCGUCAUGGUUUGGCUUCCACCUCUGCUGGAGGUCAUGCAACUGCCCAAUCAGGAGAGAGCAUGAUGCAAUCAUCCACAGUGGGCAGGGCCACCCUCUCUGAACCCACUGGUCCAUCAGCGACUUCUACCCCGGCUUCGGGGGAUCCGGGCCCGUCAAGCGAGGGUGCUUCACAGAUGUCUCUGGAUGAGGACAGCUCCCUGACUACAUCUGCUCAGACGGGCCCACCCACCGGUCACUCCAGUCCCAUCACCGAUGGCUCAAGACCGACAGUCACCUCUGAACUUGCUUCUCAGGAGAGACCGGUUAUCGCAGCCAAUCCGUUAGUGAUGGACAGCCCGACAGCCAGUUCCACCCUUUCGCAGCCGGUCAGUUCCAGCCCAGCCCUGUCCAUUCAGAAUUUAGGUCAGAGACCUUCAGACAUGCCAAGUGUCCAAUGGAGAGUAGACCACAGUCAAUUCACCACACCAGGUGAAAAAUCAAUGAGCAUCAUUGCAAAAACACCAAAGAGUGGCCCAGUUGCCAGACACGUAACUUCCAGAAGACGUAAGCUGUCCCCACCACCAGAGGGCGACAGACAACAGUCGAUAAUAGCGCCGGGAACCAAGAAAGCAAAAGUGCGUCUUUGGGCUGGUAAUGGUCGCCGUCGCCUAGCAACUGAUGUAACUGAUUUAGAUAUGGUGUUGAGUACGCUGGAAGACGUGAUAGUUGAUUACAAACAGAAAUUGGAGUCUGCAUCCCAGAAGCGGGCAUUGACCAAGUUCUUCUACCUUAUGAAGAAGGAACUGACUAACAAGAUUGACCUAGGUCAGGAGUACAAAGUCUUGAAGAGCGGCUUGACCCGCAUGACGGCAACCAUGAGAAAACAACGGAGGAAACUGUUGUUACUGCAGCAGGAGAAUGCAAGACUCAACAGUCGUAUCAGAGAGCUAAAGGACAGUGCCAUGAACAAGAGAGACAAGAGCCAGGAGAUGGCGGAGAUCAGCACGUUCUUGGGUGACUUACAGCAAUUUCAUCAGGACAACAUAGAACCUACGAGUGGAGACAAGGGCGAAGCCCAGCUGGAGUUCAGCAGCCAGAAUAUUGGCCCUCUAUUGGCCAGUGGCCAGGCAUCUUCAAGAUCGGAAUAUAACCUGAGGUCAGUGAAUGACAAGCUACAGCAAUGGCUGGACACUCAUUAGUGGCCUGUAGUAGCCAGAACAAGGGACCUCUACUGACCAGUGCCCUAGCAUCUUUGAGAUCUGUGUCGUAUCUUAUUCCCUUGGAUGAAAAUGUGCAGAAACGACUGGACUCAUCACUGGCCUGUAGUAGCCAGUGUGAUGGCCUUCUACUGACCAGUGACCAAGCAUCUUUGAGAUCUGUGUCGUAUCUUAUUCCCUUGAAUGAAAACGUACAGAAACGGCUUGACUCAUCGGCUUGUAGUAGCCAGUGUGAUGGCCUCCUACUGACCAGUGCCCAAGCAUCUUUGAGAUCUGUGUGUAAUCU
Acanthaster planci (crown-of-thorns starfish) is the source of this 1968-nucleotide messenger RNA. RefSeq lists its product as uncharacterized. Gene Ontology annotation, cellular component: nucleus. The record is from RefSeq and is a predicted model, not a curated record. Lineage: Eukaryota; Metazoa; Echinodermata; Asteroidea; Valvatida; Acanthasteridae.